AUGUUCAAGGAGGUGGCUGUGUGUUUCUCGGAGGAGAAGUGGGUGUUGCUGGAUCUGGACCAGAGGGGUCUGCAUGGGGAAGUCAUGGAGCAAAAUUACAGGAUCGUGGCCUCUCUGGGGACGUCAUUUCCUGUCCUGCCCCCUGCCGCCGCCGCCGCCGCCGCCGCCGCCCCCCCCUCCCGCUACUACGAGGAUCUGGUGGAGAGGUGGAUGGAUGCGGGCAGCUUCAUCCCUGGGGCAGUGGAGGCCCUGCUGGAUCCCACACAAAAGCUCCUCUUCAGAUGGACCAUGCAGCAGAUGGAUGGAAGUACCUUUUCUCCAGACACCAGGAAGAUGUCGGCAACGUGUCUCAGGUCUUCUCCUCUUUGUGGUGCAGUGGAAGGAGAUGCUCUGCACCUAGCUCAGGGUCUGGUGACCUUCGAGGAGGUGGCUGUGUGUUUCUCGGAGGAGGAGUGGGUGCUGCUGGAUCUGGACCAGAGAGCUCUACACAGGGAAGUCAUGGAGCAGAAUUACGGGAUCGUGGUCUCUCUGGCAAGGGAUGUUUGGGAGAUGGCAUAUGAAAGAGAAGCACAUGAAGUGAUGAAGGAAAACAGAAAGGGUCCAGAUGUGGAGAAGAAAGCUAGACAUCCAGAGGGAAUGAAGAAACAGGGAAGCAACCAAGGAAAGGUGGAGAGGAAUGAAGCCACUGCUUUUCUGGAUGGUGACUUCCAUGAAAUUCCCGUCCAUCCAAAAAUUCACAAAGAGACAAAGAAUGAAUGUGUUGUAUGUGGGAAAAUAUUUGCUUAUAAAUCGACCCUAACUAAUCAUUGGAAAACCCACACAGGGGAGAAAUCACAUAAAUGUACAGAGUGUGGGAAAAGCUUCAGUCAGAGCUCAAGCCUUAGUUUACAUCAAAGAAUCCACACAGGGGUGAGACCAUUUGAAUGUGUGGCAUGUGGAAAGAGCUUCAGUCAGAAGGAUAAACUUAUUUUGCAUCGAAGAAUACACACUGGAGAGAAACCAUUUAAAUGCCUGGAAUGUGGAAAGAACUUUAGCAGGAAGAGUACACUUACUUUGCACCAAAGAAUUCAUACAGGGGAGAAACCAUAUAAAUGCCUGGAGUGUGGAAAGAGCUUCAGACGCAGCUCAAGCCUCACUUUCCAUCAAAGCAUACACACAGGAGAGGAACCAUAUGAGUGUUUAGAGUGUGGAAAGCACUUCAGGUGGAGUGGAUACUUUAUUUCACAUCAAAGAACCCACAAAGAGGAGAAGAAGCUUGAAUGUCUGGAUUGUGGGAAAAGCUUUAGUCAGUCUUCAAGCCUUAGUUUACAUCAAAGAAUCCACACUGGAGAGAAACCAUUUAAAUGCCUGGAGUGUGGAAAGAGCUUCAGUCAGAAGGAUAAACUUAUUUUACACCAAAGAAUACACACAGGAGAAAAACCAUUUGCAUGUCUAGAAUGUGGAAAGAGUUUCAGUCGGAGAGAUACACUUAAUUUGCACCAAAGAAUUCACACAGGCGAGAGACCGUAUACGUGCUUGGAAUGUGGAAAAAGCUUCAGACUCAGCUCAAGUCUUACCUUACAUCAAAGAAUACACACAGGGGAGGAACCGUAUGAAUGUCUGGAGUGUGGAAAACACUUCAGGUGGCGUGGAUACUUCAACUCACAUCAGAGAACUCACAGAGAGGAAGAACAAAUAACAUGCCUGGAGUGUGGAAAGAGUUUCACUCAGAAUGCAUCUCUUGCUUUACAUCAAAGAAUACAUACAGGCGAGAAACCAUAUGAAUGUCCAGACUGUGGAAAAUGUUUCCGUGUGAGCAGUAGUCUUAAUUCACAUCAAAGAACCCAUACGGGAGAGAAACCAUUUAAGUGUCUGGAUUGUGGGAGGAGCUUCAGCCGAAUGAAUAAUCUUACUUCACAUAGCAGAAUCCACACAGGAGAAAAACCAUUUAAAUGUCUGGAGUGUGGAAGGUGCUUCAGCUGGAGGAAUAAUUUUACUUCACAUCAAAGAACCCACACAGGGGAGAAACUGUAAGCAUGUAGAAUGUUUUGAGUGUGGAAAGAGCUUUAGUUGAAGUUAAACAUUUAUAUAUAUUUUAAAAAAUUCUGUAGCAGGGACAACCCAUUUGAAAGUGUGGAGUAUGGAAAGAACACUUUUGAAAUUGAAGACUUAAUGUCCCUUUCUCUUACAUCCAGUAAGGCAAUUAAAGAGGAAACACCAGAUGCA
Varanus komodoensis (Komodo dragon) is the source of this 2205-nucleotide messenger RNA. RefSeq names its product gastrula zinc finger protein XlCGF57.1-like. The transcript has 6 exons. The record is from RefSeq and is a predicted model, not a curated record. Gene Ontology annotation, biological process: regulation of transcription by RNA polymerase II. Bases 1 to 2013 code for a protein of 670 amino acids. NCBI's taxonomy places the organism in Eukaryota, Metazoa, Chordata, Lepidosauria, Squamata, Varanidae. Gene Ontology annotation, molecular function: DNA-binding transcription factor activity, RNA polymerase II-specific; RNA polymerase II cis-regulatory region sequence-specific DNA binding.